Messenger RNA from Chara braunii, 3158 nucleotides. The record is from the annotation of a GenBank genome assembly. Lineage: Eukaryota; Viridiplantae; Streptophyta; Charophyceae; Charales; Characeae.
UGACGCACUGUCGCCCCGGUUCCAGGUUGCAGUGAAGCAAAGUGAAGUGGGACUUUCUCUUCUCCAUCGAGGUGUGAGGCGGUAGGUCUGCGACAUGAAGCCACGUGGAGGACCGGAGACAGAAGAGGCGGGAUCCCGACAAGUGGAAUUGCCGGGAGCGUUCAGCGUUUUCCUCGAAAGCAACGAGCUGAACCCAUUGCUGUACUCGACGAAACAGGCGCCGCCAAGAUGUAUACGAUUCAAUCCACGCAGAGUGGAUCUCGAGUUGCAGUCGGUGGAAAGCGAGCUAGGAGCGCAACUGGACCCAGUUUCAUGGCUGCCUGGCUUCUACAGUUUCCCUCAUGAUGUGAAGAUCGCCCAAUCUGCUGCCUACAAGACAGGUGGGAUAUAUGGUAUUGACGCUGCAUCUGGGGCUGCGGUGAUGGCGCUCGACCCACAGCCAGGAGAUCAUGUCCUGGAUCUUUGUGCUGCUCCAGGCGGUAAGCUCUGCAUGAUUUCUGAUCUGUUGCGUGGCAGAGGGAGCGUGACGGGGGUGGAUAUCUCGAGGAUGCGUCUUGCAGCAUGCCGCACAAUGCUCAGAAAGUACGGGUGCGGCGAAAAUGUUCGCCUGUUUGUUGCAGAUGGCACAUUGUUCUCCGCCAGGCCUCCUCCUUCCCUGAAUGGCGCUCUUUCCCAACCUGACCAUUGGACCCGUGCUCUAGAGGAAAGCGGGGGGGGGAAUGCCUCCUUGCCGAACGUCUGUGGAAAAUUGGGUGAUUGCGAUCGCCCAAUUGGCAUCGUGGAGUCAGCUUUGCAGUCCAGUGUUCAGCAUCAUCCUGGGAAUCAUCCUGAGGAACCGGAAACUACAGGUCACCAUCCUGGGAAUCAUUCCGGGAAUCAUCCUCGGAAUCAUCCUAGGAAUCAUCCUGGGAAUGUUGAAACUACUGAGAAUCCUUCUGGGAACCAUCCUGGGAAUCUUCGUGGGAAUCUUGGGACUACUGGGAAUAAUCCUGGGAAUCUUGAACCCACUGGGAAUCAUCCUAGGAAUGAUUUUGGGAAUCUUGAAACUACCGAGAAUCCUUGUGGGAACCAUCCUGGGAAUCUUCCUGGGAAUCUUGGUCCUGGGAAUCUUGACACGGUUGGGAAUCAUCCUGAAAAUCGUCCUGGGAAUCUUGAAACAACUUCUGGAAAUCAUGCUGGAAGCCAUUCCCGAGAUGCUGAACGCGAACAUAAGGCGGAAGAAGAGCAAAACUCCUAUGGUUUGGAAAUCUUUGAGUCCGCGGAUUGGCAGAAAGACGACAUGCAUGCCAUCUCUUGUACCAAUAAGUUUUUCGAGGACUGUGAUCACCAGCAGAAGGUGCCUUUGUCCGAUUCUGAAUCAGUUGGUCAAGGUGGCAUGGAGACGAACAGUAGGGGUGGUGGCAGUCGUGGCGUCAAUGAUGAUGAUGAUGAUGAUGAUGACAAGCACAUGCCUUUUAGAGCUGGCUUUGAUGGCGUGAACAUAACAAGCUUGAUGUCUGAUAAAUAUAGAUUGCAAGAAGUCAAAGAUUGCACAAGUUCCAGUCCCAUGGGUCCUGCCGGCAGCCACUCUCUCUCUCUAGGGUCAUGCCAAGAGAGAGAGAGAGGUGGUGGGAGGCAGCAGGAACAGAGUCAAAAAGGAGGAGGAGAUAGCCAUCAACUAGCGACCUCAAGGAGGGAAGCAAAUCGUUCAGAUUCAGUUCAACAUGGGGAGAUGGAGGAGAAGAAACAGUGGGAGGAGGAAAAGAAGCGGGAGAAGGAGAAGAAGGGGGGGGAGGAGGAGGAGGAGCAGAAGGGGGGGGAGGAGCAGGAGAAGGGGGAGGAGGAGGAGGAGGAGGGCAAAGAAAGUCCAGGGGAGGAGGCUAAAGAAAGUCCAGAGGAGGAAGGAGGAGAAGGCUGUGCAGUUGAUGGCAUGCAAGACAGCUUUUUCCUUGGGAGAUCAUGUCAAGAGGGACAAAGGGGAGGGGCAAAUCGGCGAGAAGGAGUAAGAAGACGGAUGCAUCAGCAAAAGGAAGACACAGGAGAGGCACAUGAGCAAGACGCAGAAAACGGGCAAACAUGUCAGCAAGAGGGAGACGGAGGAGGGAUAUGUCAGCAAAAGGGAGAGAGACCGGGGACACAUCAGCUAGGGAGGCGAAGAGGUCCCGAUGAUUGUGUUCCCGCAAUGACAAGACGGCAUUCUCCGAUCGCUGUCUCUGAGAAGUGUGAGGUACAUCUAGAAGCUGACCCUGUUCUUGGUGCAUGGCGACAGCAGUUCGCAGGAGUUAGCAGCAAGGAGCGAAGGACCAGGACCAGGAACAGGACCAGGAACAGAAACAGGAGCAAGAAAAUUGGGGGGGGAAUCUUGGAUGAGGGCAGUGCAGAGGCCUGGAAAUCAGCUACCUCGUUUGAGUGCUUGUUCUGUGGCAAAGGUUUAUACUCAGGGCCAGCGUUGCAAUCUCGAAGAGAGCAGCUGCUAAGGACUACGGACCUUGACGAUGAUGACGGCAGAGGAGAGAACGUGUAUGAUAAGGUGUUGGUGGAUGCAGAAUGCACUCAUGAUGGUUCGGUGAAGCAUAUCCUCAAGUAUGACAAAUGGGGAUGGGACACACUUGAGCAUCGCUUUCUUGAUGUGACUCGUAUGGCCAACCUACGAGAACUGCAGUGUCGUCUGCUGGACAAUGGCUUUCGCUUGAUGAAGCCGACUGGGACUCUCAUAUAUAGCACCUGCAGUCUCACUCGUGCUCAAAACGAGGACAUUGUCAGCUGGCUUCUAGAAACUCGACCAGAUGCAGAGCUGCAGCCCAUUGCUUGUGCAAAAGAAUGGCCGCAUCGUAGCGGAAUGUUGGAGCAUACGGUCAGAUUUGAUCCCUUGACGUCGAACACAAGUGGUCUAUUUGUGGCAAAAAUCACAAAGAAAGCCGCCUCUGCGCAAAUUGUAGAGCGAAGCACACGGCGAUGAUGACGAGAACUGCAACCAAAGUCCAGUUGCAGCUAUUUACUUUUCCAGGUUCUGGUUACUUCUGAGUUCCGGGAAUACCAUAGCAAAAGGAGAAGGGGGACGAAGUUCACAGUCGCCGUGGCGUUUUUUUGAGAUAUUGCAAACCGAACGCAUGGUUUAUGACGCUUAAUGUGGAUUUCGAGUUUUAUUUUGAUUGGUUUAAUGAACUUCCAUCAACUUU